GCUUUCUCCCUCACAUGCUGACGCUCUGUCUCUGUCUGUCUCUGUCUGUGUGAACCGUGAACCGUGAAAUUCCAGCUUCCAAGUCAAGGGGACGGCGAUCGACCGAUGAGGAGCUCAGCCAUGGAUCCUCUCAUCUGGCACAAAGUCGCCGGUCUUUGCGGAGUAGCUGCUCUGGGGCUGGGCACGUACGGCGCGCAUGUCUUCAGGCCCAAGAAUCCCGCCUACAAAGAGGUUUGGCAGACGGCGUCGUUGUACCAUCUAGUUCACACUGCGGCUCUUGUUGCUGCCCCCCUCACCAAACGCCCCAGCAUUUUUGGAGGCAUGUUGACUGCUGGAAUUAUUUUAUUCUCUGGGUCGUGUUACACUGCAGCAUUUCUCGAGGACCGAAAGUACUCCACCUUAGCUCCGGUUGGUGGGUUUUUGUUCAUUGGUGCUUGGGCAAGCUUGCUGUUUUAAGACCUGAACAAACUCAAGGACUACAAAUGUUACACAUGUAUCAUGUAGUAUCCCCCUUAAAACUACCUGCUUGCUCUCUACAUUAUUAUCAUUGUGAAACAGGGUGCUCUUAUGGCCAUUGUCAUGUAUGUAUUUGUGGAGGACGACUAGAGAGGAACCAGAAAUUGUAUGUGCAAUGCAAUAUAUGUCUCAGCUUGUCUGUUCUCUUGCAAUAUAAUGAAUAAGAUUACACCAAAAGUAAGACCAGAUGACUGGCUUUAAUUGGUUUUCAUGA
Molecule: messenger RNA, 730 nt
Organism: Punica granatum (pomegranate)
Lineage: Eukaryota; Viridiplantae; Streptophyta; Magnoliopsida; Myrtales; Lythraceae
Source: RefSeq, a predicted model, not a curated record